This is a messenger RNA of Pseudomyrmex gracilis, 2001 nucleotides long. RefSeq lists its product as uncharacterized. The coding region runs from base 469 to 2001 and encodes 510 amino acids. The record is from RefSeq and is a predicted model, not a curated record. Lineage: Eukaryota; Metazoa; Arthropoda; Insecta; Hymenoptera; Formicidae. Gene Ontology annotation, molecular function: nucleic acid binding. The transcript is spliced from 4 exons.
GCAUAAAAAAAAUCAGUGAUUUAAAAAAUACUGUAAAAAUAAAUAGAUUAUCACUAAUUACUAAUUGUGUUUAUAAAAAGUGGAUAAAUAAGUGUACGCAACAUGUAAAAAUAUAUGCAACAUAUUUUAAGGCACACACUUUUUUGUAAUGUUUGUUGAACGUUAUAUCUUUGAAAAGUAGAGAACAUUAUAUCCUUGAAAGAUUUCUGGUACUGGCAGUGACUUUCGGAACGUAGGAUCGAUAGGACAGAAAAUGAGCAAAGAAGGGGAGAUUUCCGUUACACUAUGAAACAAGAUUUCAUCCAUUUGGCCGCUAACAGCAAGAGUAGAAAAGACAGAAAAGAAGAAACGUGUGCAGUACUAAUUAAAUUGGAAGAUAAGUUAAAAUGGAAGGUGUACCUGGUUUUUCAUCGAAUGAAUGUGAUAGUAUAUCAAUUCACAGUGACGAGUCGAAAUUACAGUUAAAAGAUGCUAUUGUUUAUCUGGAACAAUUACUUUUGGAAAAUGACCUCGUGGCCCAAGAAUCAUCUGAAACAAUUUCCCACAAGGCAAUACAAAUUGGCGAAGAAAUGUCAAUUUGAAGAAGUACUAAUACGAGAAAAAAGAAUAGAAGAAGAUGAUUAUUCCGAUGAAUAUAUGUUAGAAGAAGAAACGAAAGUAAUGGAUUACAUUCCUUUAGAAUAUAAAAUCAAAGUUGUUAAUAUGGCAAAACAGCAUCCACAUUGGAAUCUCAAAACUCUACAGAAAAAAGGAUGCUCACGUUUAAAAAACAUAAAAUGUUUACCCCGAUGGGAAAAAGAUAUCAAACAUGGAGGAACAAAUAUUGAUAAAUAUACAAUUAUUAAUUCAUGGACAUAUGAUCGUUUUGUAGAAGCUAAGAAUAAUUACCAACAAGUGACAACAAGAGAUUUGCAACAAUGGGCGUUGAGUGCUGCAAGUCAGUUUGAAAAUUUUCCUUUUAAAGCAUCAAAAGCGUGGAUUCGAAAAUUUAAAAGACAACACAGACUCAAACAACAAAAAAUUACAAAAUAUGUAUCCGCAAAAGAAGCUGCCACGAUAGACGAGAUAUUGGCUGCAGCAGACAUCUUCCGGAAACAAACAAGGAUAAUAAUUCCUAAUUUUCACAAAGAUUUUAUCAUCAACAUAGACCAAGCAGAAUGUCAAUAUCAAUCAACAUGUGAUAGAACUCUGGCAACACAAAGAAAAGCAGGUUUUGUACAAGACACAAAUUUGAAUAAAAUCAGCCACUCGUACACAGCACAAUAUGGGAUUACCAUGUCCGGGAAAAUAUUACCGCGCGUAUUCUUAUGUUUACAAGAAGCAAAAGGAGUGUUCGAUCCAAAAGUACAACAAGCUAUCGAUGAAUUUCUUACUGUAUGUACAAAUGUCGUGGUAACAUCCUCGAAGUCCGGAAAACUCACAUCAAAUCUGUAUACACAAUUUUUAAAAGAAAUAUUAUUACCAUAUGUAAAAAAAGAAAAAUUUCUUCUAAUAAUAGAUUCGUGGCCCGGUCAAACUAAUCCUGCAUUGUAUGACGAAAUUUUUCUUGAUGAUGACAGUGCAGGAACAUGUACUAUUAAGGUUGUUCCUCCAAAGUGCACACCUUUAUGUCAACCGUGUGACGUUUAUUUUUAUAGACAAGUCAACAAUUUUAUAAAGCGUUUACAGAAUUGUUCGACUUUAAUUGAACAAAACCGCGAAAUAACAUCUCAUGAAGAUUGCAUAAAAAUUCAUUCGAUCAUACAUCAUCAAUUGUCCGCCCCGAGUUUUCAAAAUAUGUUACAAUAUGCAUGGUUUGCUUCAAAAUUAACAAACGAAAGAGAGGUAUUUAUGAAUGUCAACGAAGUAUGUUUUCCAAUAGAUAUUUUAAAGAAACUAUGUGAAUGUAAAAAUACGGCGUUCAUACGAUGUGCACACUGUCAGGAAAAUUACUGUUUUGCUUGUUUUUAUGACAAAUAUCAUCCUGCAUUAUGUAUUGUUCCGUCUAUUUCCAAUAAAUAA